CGGAACCAAACGGAACGUGAAAUGCAAAAUGUGAAUAAAAUUAAAGAAGAAAAUGCUUCAACAUAACUAACCGUUCAGACAAAAGUGACAAACAAAUAAGAAAUAAAAACAAGAAUUAGUUAAUUUUAUAGUCAGUCCCAGACUAAUGGAUUGAAAAAUUUAAGGACUUCGGUUGCAAUCAGUCUGAAUUGAUUCAGAUAAAAUUUGUGCAAAAUCCGAUGAAUAAAAUUUGGCUUACACAUAUAAAAAAUAUAUGCUUUAAAGAAAUAUUUGAAAGUAAAGUUAGAUUAAAUAAUCUUGCAGUUUUAAACUUCGUGCAUUAUCAAAGUGGAUUAGUAAUAUAUGAAGGUGAUUUUUUUAUGAGAAUAAAGUAAACAAAAAUUAUAAACUUCGAUUUUGACAACCUCGAUUUGCUCAUCAGCAGCCAACAUUCGAGACAACUAGACUGGAAUAGCUUCAAGUCACAAAACGCACAAGAAAUGGAUAAAAGAGCCGCACAAAAACUUGCACAAACACACAAUUCCAGCAAAAGUCGCACCGCCGAACUGCCAAAUGCCAGCGCACGAAAUGGUGGAUUUUGUGGAGCGCUACAGCGAGCGCCACCACCUAUGCCACCAGGGCUGGCGCGAAGGCUUGCGAACAAGGAAAACUACGGCAUCGGCAAGGUUAAGGUAAUGUUGCGUGUCUCGGACACAACGCACAACGACACGGAACAUCCGCAUUUCAUGGCGGUCGAUAAGAAGAAACGUCAAGUGACGCUGACAGAUCCGUCGGCGGCGAGCGCAGUGGCCGCAUCCACUUCGCAGGAGCGUGGUCCCAUGGUGGCGGCGCCGAAAAUGUUCGCUUUCGAUAGCCUCUUCACGGCAGAGGAUCAACAGUCCGAUAUCUGUGCGUCUGCCUUGUCUGAGGUGAUACCCGCCGUGCUGGAAGGUUCCGACGGUUGUCUACUAACGAUUGGUUAUCCGAAUUCCGGUCAACCGAAAACGAUGUUGGGUGGCGUGAAUCCGCCAACCGAAUUAGGUGCUAUACCUUGCGCCAUUUCUUGGCUGUACAAGGGUAUUAAUGAGCGACGCCAGAAGAGUGGCGCGCGGUUUUCGGUGCGCGUCAGUGCGCUCGGUGUCAGCGCCACGAAACCGGACUCCAGCUCGAAGGACUUGUUGGCGGCGCAUGCGACUGAAUCCGAUGACUCGCCAGGCGUGUACUUGCGUGAUGACUUCCUUGGCGGACCCACCGAACUGCGUGCCCCCACCGCCGAACGUGCCGCAUUGUUCCUAGACGCUGCACUCGCAGGACGGCCACAAGGUGGACUUGAGCCAGCCAUGAUUUUCACACUACACGUCUACCAGUACAGCUUAUCGCGCAAAGGAGGAGUGGCUGGAGGACGAAGUCGUUUACAUCUCAUCGAUUUGGGCGGCUGUGCCAACCGCAAUGGUGGACUGCCACUCUCCGGCAUUGGCAACAUACUACUGGCCAUAUUGAGUGGACAACGCCAUCCGCCGAACAAGGAUCAUCCAUUGACGCCGCUGUUGAAAGAUUGUCUGGCGCCGUUGACGUGUCAUGUCGCCAUAAUGGCGCACGUAAUGCACACGCAGUCGCAUACGGAUGCCCUGACGACGAUACAACUGGCCUCACGCAUACAUCGAAUGCGGCGACGUAAACAUCGUUUUCCCAUGCCAAGUGACAAAACGGGUGUAGGAGGAAUGGCGGCGGCGGGCGUUAAUGGAGGACAUCAGUCGACCGGCUCAUCGGCUGGUUCGGGUGCAGAUCCUUCCAGCUCGGAGCUGUCUGCAGCCACCGUCAUUUACAUGGGACCGAGUGACGAUGCGACGGAUGGCGAACAUCCGCCAGUGUAUUUGCCCUCGCUGAGUAGUGGCGACAAUCGUUGUGUGAUGAGCAAGGCGCUGAAGGGUAGCGGCCUGGAAAAGCAGCAACAGUCGCCGGCGAAAAGUAGUGCAGCCAGCACACUGAAGAAGUCAGCAGCACAAAAAGCAGUGCCACAAAGUCCAACCAUCAAUGCGUCUAGUCGCGCAGGCAGCCUGAAACGCGGCCACGUCAAUAGUCCAACGCCAGCCCAACAUGUGCAACAACAACAACAGCCUCAAGCGACUGCGGCCAAUACCGACCAACAGCAGCAGCAACAGUUCUUCUCACCCGUUCACAGCGUGAAAUCACUUUCGCACUCAGCCUCCUCACCCAAAAUAGUUGCGGGCAGUUUGCGCCAUUCCGGCAUGGCGGGCAUGAUGUGCUCGAAGGGCUCGAAUGUGCCAUCACCUAAAGGCUCACCGCUGCGGCGUCCAGGCGUCGGCGCCAAUGUUGUGUCCGCCGCCGCCGCUGGCGACUCUCUAGACUGCCCCGGCAGUCCGAUGCGCAAGAUAAGCGAAGAGCAGUGGAUUGAUGGACCGCGUGUGUCGCGCGCCAAGGUAGCUGAGGCGCGUCAUCUGCUGCGCGAAGUGAAUCAUGUGAAACAGUGCGAGACAUGGAUUGAUGGCCCCAAGUCGCAGUCGACACGUUCACUGACCGCCGGCAAUCUGCCUACAGCACCCUCGCAGGUGCAAGGCUACGGCUUCAUGGACUCGCAUAAGAAGUCCAUGAUACGGCAAUGGGUAGAGAAUCAGACUUCGCAAGUCUUCCAAACCACAUCGGCAGCGUCUUCGCCCACACACGGCGCCGGCAAUGCCGCACAUCGCGACCAACAAGCGCAGCAUCUGCGCAACAUCACCUUCCACAUGUCACAGCUGAAGCAGAAGUCGCUCGAUGCACCAGAGGAUUUGUAUGCGACGAGCACCAGACAAUUGCAACACCAACAACAUGCUGUGCAACAUCCAACGUUGCAGCAACAACAUUCGCUACCCCUCGAACAGCAGCAAUUCAUGCUAUGCGCCAGCGAAGCGGAGCUGGCACAUGCCAUUGCCAUGGGUCUUUCCACAGCUGUGAGCACAACGAAUGCCUCGGCGCCCGCGGAGAUACGUGGCUCCCAGCCAGCGUAUCAUCAACGACAGUCCAGCGCCACAGGCUCGCUCGGACUCACCCAGCAGACGACAACAAAAGAUGAGACUGAUUUACAAUCGACGCAUUCACACACCGGUUAUGGCAUCAUUUCACAGCAGCUACUCGUCGGAGGUGGCAACUCGGCGGCAACGAUGUCGGAGCAUGGCGUUGGCGUGGGUGCGAGUGCGAGUGGACACCAAAGCGAUCGGCAAGCAGACUGUGAUGAAGACCAGGACAGCGGACCGUCAGAGGUGCCGCCAGCGUUGCCGCUCAUCGAGCCGUUGGGUUCGCGUGAAAUUUCGCACGAAAGUCUGCAUCGCAUACUGUCGCGACAUGUUUCGCGCGAAUCACUCUACCAGCAGCAACAACGUGAGCAACAACAACAGGAAUUGCGACGACAAGAGGAACUGCAACAUAGUGCGCCCUCGAGGCAGUCAUCGCAUCAUUACUCCCAACACAGCAUGGGCAUGUCCGAUUGUGGACUGCAGGUGACAGAGGAGGAGAUAGCGCGCACAAUGGGCGGCGAACAUCCUUUGGCGGCACUGAGUCACGUUGACAACAUGUCCAUUGUGUCGAGCUUCAAUAUGGCCGGCGAUGCGUUUAGCGAUUGUGCGAUGGGUGAAAGAACGAGAAACCAAUUCGAUCAAUUAGCGCGUCUACGUGAGAUCUUCACCUCACAGCUGGCCAUGGCCGAAGUGACGCCCGUCUUCCGCAGCGGCUGCGAUGUGGGCAGCGUCUAUAGUGAACCCGCCUAUCGCUUCAAUACGGGUCCGGGUAGCGUGUGCAGUGAGCCACCAUACAGGCCACCAAGUCCGAGACAACCCUCGCGCAGCCCCAGCCAAGGCAGUUUGCCCAGCCUGAAUGGCAUUAUGCAAAUCGCCGGCAUGGAGCAAUACGCAUCCCUACGCCAUCCUGAUGGUGCUUCCGAUCCGAAUUUGCCAAAAGUGGAGAAACCUUUCGUGUUGGAACACGAGGAUAUCUGCGAAGUAGAUGAAAAAUCGGCAUUACUCUCACCCUCGAAGCGACCCUCACUCGAAAAGGAGCAUCUACCGGGCGUUGGCGGCGCUGCCAUGCCAGCGACCUCCCAAACACAGUUACCACUACUACCACUGAAUACCACCUGCGAGGCCUACGACAGCGGACACGAUUCGUCAACACCACGUACUUCCAAACAUUCGGGUAUUUCACGUCGCGCCGAAAGCGGCUACCAUAGCGUAGCCACAGCGAGAGAUAGCGACGAGAGCAGCUUUACGUCAGGUCUCUCGAAAGAGCCUCACAAUCGCAUAACUAUGGUGAAGAAGAACAAGCGCCAAGACAAGGGGCUGUGCAAUUGGCUAAUGAAUCCGUUCACCUGCACCUAUCCGGAAACUGAGGGUGAGAUCAGUGACUUUUGAAGAAUGAAGUAAAUGAGCGGAGAAAUUAGAAUGAAAGACGAAUUUAUAAUGUGAAAGCAGAGGUAAAUGAGUUUAUGGAAAUAAGGAAUGAAAAAUAACGAAGCUUCUGAAUUAGAAAAAUAAAAAGUGCGCCAACCCACCAAGAAAUUUUUGCGCGCAGCUACAUAAAUAUUUAAACAUACAUAUAGAAACAAUAAAAUAUGUAAAAGCAUGCCAAAUUUUUACUUUAAUAUUAAUAAAUAUUAGUGUAAUUUUUUUUUCUGGGAGAGAACCAACGCCAAUCUUUUUAUGUGGCAGUUCAAAUGGCGACUGAAUUUUUUAAAUGCAAAUUAUCGUAAAAAAAACGAGAAAUAUUUUUAGGUUAAUAUCAGAUGAUUGUCAAACAAAUGCAGCGAUGUAGAGAAAGCAUUUUUAAAUCUCAUUUAUAAUACUUAAUGUAUGUGUUCUAAAGCACGAGCUUAUGAAGAGCGCACUUGUUUGUAUGAGUGCGCGAAAAGCUUAUUGCAUGUGUAGCAGUAAUAGAAAGAGAAAGCUUUCACUUUGUAUGUGUGUUCAUACAAAACCUAAAGAAACCUUUAAAAACCGUCUCACGCGGAAUAUGUUUUUGUCGUUUCCGAGGUAAAUUUUGCUUGCUUUAAGCUCUUAGCUCUGUUUACUGUUCACUAUCUGCGACCACCUGAAAGCUUAGAUAUCAAAGCUACAGCUCAUUUGUUUCGGGUUUAAAGCUUCUUGCUCUGUUAAUUGUACACGAAAGCUUUUUUUUGUAAAGUAAAAGCUUAUAGAAAAACUUAAUCCGUUUAGAAAAGUGCAGUUCGGUGUUUUUUUCCAAAAGCUGGUUGCGUUUGAAACUACAGUCGUUGUAAGAGCUUAUUCGACACACUCUAAGUGAAACCAUUAUGAAACUUAAACACCAAGGUUAAAUAAAAGUGUAUGUGGAUUUUUUUUUUCAAAUGUCAAGCUUCAGUGAAAGCUUUGCACCGGCAACCUUAAAAAAGCUUUUUUUUGCUGAAAAGCGGAAGCGUAAUGCGUCUUUAGUUCUCGUCUGAAACAUAAGAUGCAAAAUCUGUACCAUCCCUACGAAUGCGGAGCUUAGAAAAACGAGAUCACGGUCUUCGGAAACUUUUGCGUGUUAAUAUUCAUAUCUACACCGAACCUUAUUCUUUUCGUGAUAUGCUGUUGAGCUUCUCCUCUAAUUUGUGCCAUGCGCUUAAUUGUUCUCACACUGCAGAUCCCUAGUUACAAAAACUUAUAGAAAGCUUAAAAAAGCUUUGCCCGCGGUGUUGGCGUUGUUUUGAGAGUCACUGAUUCAAGUAGAGGGGCUUUUGCAAUCUGUUUUUUAAAAUAUUUGUACAGCUUACGAAGCUCAUAUCUACUGCCGCGCUAAAAAAUUUAUUUAAAAUUAUAAAUUUACCGUCAUGAAAGCUUUUUAAAAAGCUCUCAGCUAAUUUGCUGUCUAUUUUACAGCUUUGUAUUUUUUAUUUACAUAACUCCGAAAGAGCUAUACACAUACAUAUGUAUAUACUACAUAUUCUUUUGUUAUUCGCUGUUCACUACCAUAGCCAUAAGCUGCUCCAGCCUAUUCUUUGGCAAUAGCUACCAUAUUUUCUGUAAACUAUUUACUAGUUGCUAGUUUGCUAAACAUUCAACAAAAAAUAAUGAAAUAAACUAUUAAGUAAAUAAGUUUUUUUUUAUUUAUUUAAUGUUGUUACUAUAUUUAGCUAAAUUUAAGUGUGAACGAAAGCUUUUCUUAGUAAAAAAGCGACGAUCGAAAAAAGCUACAAACUAUAAGAACUUAAGUACUAAAUAAAUAGAAAUUUUGUUGCCAGUUUUGCCUAUUUAAACUAUGUUAAAAUUUUGAAAUGUUUAUCCGCAACUAACUCAACUGAUAUGAAAUUACAUACUUAAGGAAAUAAAAUAAAGUAAAAAUAAAUUAAAAAUAAUGCAUUUAGUAUUCUAUAUAUUAACUACAUACAU
Molecule: messenger RNA, 6356 nt
Organism: Rhagoletis zephyria (snowberry fruit fly)
Lineage: Eukaryota; Metazoa; Arthropoda; Insecta; Diptera; Tephritidae
Product: kinesin-like protein CG14535
Biological process (GO): microtubule-based movement
Molecular function (GO): ATP binding; microtubule motor activity; microtubule binding
Source: RefSeq, a predicted model, not a curated record